Cutaneotrichosporon cavernicola is the source of this 726-nucleotide messenger RNA. RefSeq lists its product as uncharacterized. The record is from RefSeq and is a predicted model, not a curated record. The transcript has 4 exons. Gene Ontology annotation, biological process: peptidyl-lysine methylation. Bases 1 to 726 code for a protein of 241 amino acids. Lineage: Eukaryota; Fungi; Basidiomycota; Tremellomycetes; Trichosporonales; Trichosporonaceae. Gene Ontology annotation, molecular function: protein-lysine N-methyltransferase activity. Gene Ontology annotation, cellular component: cytoplasm.
AUGGGCGACACACUGCGCUCGCGUUCCGCGUCGCUUAGUUCGGUUGGCUCAGCUGCUCUUCCCACGUUUGAAGGUAUCGUCUCCCAGCGCCCACCAACGACCAAGGUCGAUGACGAAACGGCCAUCGCCGUCCUCGGAACAAACGGGGUACGACUCAAGGUCGACGCUGGGCCUGGGUGCGGCGGAAUAGCAUGGCCUUCUGGCGAGGUCCUGACGGCGUACCUCGCGCACAGGCAGGCUAGUGCGCCCGAGCACCUCCGUGGCAAAAAGGUGCUCGAGCUCGGUAGUGGAACUGGGCUCGUCGGUAUCGCCGCUGCUCUCCUCGAGCAGAGCGCCGAGGUGUGGGUUACCGACCAGGCGGUGCUCCUGGACCUCAUGCUGGUCAAUGCGGCGCUUAAUGUCAAGGGCGGUAACCUGCAUGUCGCCGAGCUCAACUGGGGUGAGGAGAUCAAGACUGUCCCGACCGACGUGGAUGUCAUCCUCGCCGCCGACUGCGUCUACUUUGAGCCGGCCUUUCCCCUGCUAGUCAAGACGCUAUGCGACCUCGCGCCUUUUGGCAAGGAGAUUGAGAUUCUCUUCUGCUGGAAGAAGCGCAGAAAGGCCGACAAGCGCUUCUUCAUGAUGCUCAAGAAGCACUUUGACUCGGAGCCGGUUCUCGACGACCCAGAGCGCGAGAGGUAUAACCGCGAGGGCGUGAGGCUCCUGCGUCUCCGCCGACGUCGAUAG